Molecule: messenger RNA, 838 nt
Organism: Pieris rapae (cabbage white)
Lineage: Eukaryota; Metazoa; Arthropoda; Insecta; Lepidoptera; Pieridae
Exons: 2
Coding region: 23-775 (250 amino acids)
Source: RefSeq, a predicted model, not a curated record
UGCUUCGGAGGACGAUGUCACAAUGCCUGGCUAUAUAUGGCUCGAGGGCCCCGUGAUAAACCAUUGCGAGCGGACCACAGGCACUCUUGACACCAUGAACUCUUUUAUUUGCAUUUUGGUCGUGGCCAGUUCGGCUCUGUGCUAUGCAGGAAACGUGCGCGAGAAGCGCGGAUUCUUACACGGACAUUCACACGACUCCGAAGGCUAUAGUUAUCCCGCGCCAUCUACUAGUUACACAGCCCCCAUUCCAAACUAUUCAGCCGAUUCCGAAACCUACGCUGCACCAGCUUUAGGUUUUUCCGUGCCUAUUAGUCACGCUUCUAAUUACGCACCCAUCCAUUCAAGUAGCUACGUGUCUUCAGCUGGCUACGGCUCCCUUUCUAAUUUUGGCUCUUCUUUGCCUGUUGUCAGCUAUGACAAACCAGCUGUCAAUUAUGGGGCUCCGUUGGUUAGCUACCCGGCGCCAUCAUCUAGCUAUUCUCCCGCCAUCAAUUACGCGUCACCACCUAUUAACUUCGCUUCUCCCUCGAUUAGUUAUGCGCAGAGCUACGCUCCUGUGCAUUCGGCACCCGCUACUCGCGUGGUGACCGUCAACAAGGUGGUAAACGUGAAAAAGGUUGUGACCGUCCCUCAAGUAAUCAACGUGGAGAAAAUAAUUAGCGUACCAAAAGUGAUCCAAAUAAAGAAAGUGGUACCUGUUUCUUCUGGCUGCUCCAAGUGCAAGGCCUCACUCGGCUCCGGAUAUGCGGCCAGCUACAACAGUGGAGGGUGGUAAUCUUAUAAGUUUAAUUAUUUACAAUAUAUUAUAAGUUAUUUCAAAUAGAUGAUUGUAUACGAA